Molecule: messenger RNA, 1337 nt
Organism: Lolium perenne
Lineage: Eukaryota; Viridiplantae; Streptophyta; Magnoliopsida; Poales; Poaceae
Source: RefSeq, a predicted model, not a curated record
CAUUUAAUUAUUUACAAGCUCGAGGAGAAGGAGGAGAGCAAGUUCCUCAAGUUCUUGGGUUUCAUGUGGAAUCCACUGUCAUGGGUCAUGGAGGCUGCAGCAAUCAUGGCCAUUGCAUUGGCGAAUGGAGGGGGGAAGCCACCAGAUUGGCAGGACUUUGUCGGUAUCAUCACGCUGCUACUUAUAAACUCUACUAUCAGUUUUAUUGAGGAAAACAAUGCCGGCAAUGCUGCUGCCGCACUUAUGGCCCGUCUUGCACCAAAAGCCAAGGUUCUCCGUGAUGGUCGGUGGACCGAGGAGGAGGCAGCCAUCCUUGUGCCUGGGGACAUCAUCAGUAUCAAACUUGGAGAUAUCAUUCCUGCAGAUGCCCGCCUCCUAGACGGAGAUCCUCUGAAGAUUGAUCAGUCUGCCCUGACUGGAGAAUCACUGCCAGCCACCAAAGGUCCUGGUGAUGGCAUCUACUCUGGUUCAACAGUCAAGCAGGGCGAGAUUGAGGCUGUUGUCAUAGCAACCGGUGUGCACACUUUCUUUGGAAAGGCUGCCCACCUUGUUGACUCCACCAACCAAGUUGGCCAUUUCCAACAGGUCCUGACAGCCAUCGGGAACUUUUGUAUUUGCUCAAUUGCUGUGGGAAUGCUUAUUGAGAUCAUUGUCAUGUACCCAAUUCAACACAGGGCAUACCGUCCUGGGAUCGACAACCUUUUGGUGCUUCUCAUUGGAGGCAUUCCCAUAGCAAUGCCCACAGUCUUAUCGGUCACCAUGGCAAUUGGGUCCCAUCGCUUGUCUCAACAGGGAGCUAUAACAAAGAGAAUGACUGCAAUUGAAGAGAUGGCUGGCAUGGAUGUUCUUUGCAGUGAUAAAACUGGAACCCUGACUUUAAAUAAGCUCAGUGUUGACAAGAACCUAAUCGAGGUUUUUGAAAAAGGAGUGACUCAGGACCAAGUAAUUCUGAUGGCUGCUAGAGCAUCCCGGAUAGAAAAUCAAGAUGCUAUUGAUACGGCAAUAGUUGGGAUGCUAGGUGAUCCAAAAGAGGUCAAGUUGGCAUUAUGGCAUGUAUCUAAACCCGGUGUACAUGGAAAUCAAAUAUUCUCAUGCUUUGUUAAGUUCCAUGUAUACUGGACGUGGCGCAUUGGGUCAAAAACUCAUGUCAGAGGAAGGAAAGUGCAGAAAUGUGGUGAACAACCAUCUGAUUUUAGAGAUAAGGGCGUCAGAUUCCGCAUGUUUUGGGCUCAUGAGAUGUAAACAAUUGACAUCGCUAGCUACUCCAGUUUGUAUAAUUGUUCUCAUAGUUCUGAAAUCUGUCAUGCAUUCAGAUGCGUGUUAUAUAUAUUUUUUUU